AAUAUAUAUAUUGCCAAAAGGUAUUAUAUGGGGGGGUGUAAAUAAAAUGGCCGUGAUUCGUUGACCGAGCUUUAUCAAUUAUUCGUGAGUGUGUGCGCAUGUAAGUACACGUGCUUGGCUGAGUGUGGUGUAUAUGAGGGGGGUUUUGAGAACAAUUGAAGAGGUGCACACAGGCUUUCCAAUUAGUGUCUAAUCGGUUUAAAGCAAGUGUGGCAUCUAAGUAUAGCAAGACAUGAUAUUGUCUUACGUUACACUCGUGCGUAAAAAGUUUUGCUGAUAUUUAAACGCCAAGAGGUUGAAUUAUAUUGUCUCUCUGGUGCGUGAAAAUUUCUUGAUUAAAUUGACAUCUAAAUUGGCGCAAAAAAUUUGGAAAAUUUGGAAAAUGAGAUCGUAUGACGGUGAAAGUAGUUCUGGGGAAGAAGAUGACAAACGAGAGGUUUUACCGGAAGUACAUUUACAACCUUGGCAACGAUCAGCUUCUCAUCCUACUUGGGCUUGGGAACAUCGCAAUGAAUUGCCAGCUCAUUCGGGAGAAUCGAUGGGUUCAAUGAAUUUUAAUCCAGUGGGAAUUCCUCAUCCAAGUGUAUCUGGACCUCCAGUUGGUUAUUCGUCUUCGGAACAUUCUCAAAGUGCACCAGGAAGAAGAACUCCUUUAGGAGCGGUAGGACUCGGUGGUUUCUAUUUUCAGCAACAACCACAACCGCAAACUUCAUCUAAUUCAUUGUCCGAUGAAAAUAAGCCAGACCAAGAAAGACCUGAAACUUCAAGACUGAAUUGCCCUUCAAAAUCAAAAACAACUCGUCAGGGAAAAAGUGUGAGAUUGAAUAUAAAUGCCAGAGAACGUAGAAGAAUGCAUGAUUUAAAUGAUGCACUGGAUGAAUUACGAUCUGUUAUUCCCUAUGCUCACAGUCCGUCCGUUAGAAAACUUUCGAAAAUAGCAACACUUUUAUUGGCAAAAAAUUAUAUUCUCAUGCAAGGAAAUGCCCUAGAUGAACUUAGAAGAGUAAUAGCAGUGCUUCAAUCACCUCAUGCACACACCACUGCAUUGCCAUCUACCCCUGUAUCAUAUGAUCUACUUCAUGGAUUUCCAGGAAAACUUUUUCAAGGUGUUUCCGAGAUGCAAGGACUUGUCUCAGGAAGCCAACAAGCACCCACACCAAUUGGUCUUCCUAUUGAUGAUUCAAUUAAAAAUACUGAAGCAUCAUAAGAAACUAUUUUUUUUUCGAUUCGUAUAUUAUAAGUAUAUAUAUAUAAUAUAUCAAAAAAUUCGCAGAGUUCUCCUUAUUCUGCGACGAGUGAAAAUUCUAGUCAUAUAGCUGAUAAGAAAUAUGCAGCAGUUUCUGUAAUGCUUUCGCGUUCAGUCUGCGCAAAAAAAAAAAAUGAAUCAAACUUUUGAAAGUAUUCUCUCUAAAUCUGAAUCAAUCAAAAUUCACGAAUAAGAUAAUUAAUUGAAAAUUUCUUUUAAUUAAAUUCUAA
Molecule: messenger RNA, 1476 nt
Organism: Leptopilina boulardi
Lineage: Eukaryota; Metazoa; Arthropoda; Insecta; Hymenoptera; Figitidae
Gene: Oli
Product: class E basic helix-loop-helix protein 23
Exons: 5
Coding region: 383-1207 (274 amino acids)
Molecular function (GO): protein dimerization activity
Source: RefSeq, a predicted model, not a curated record